AUGAAGCCCUUCCGGAGAAGACCUUACCUGCAUUUGGCAUUAUCUGCCAUACUAAUGACGCAAAAUGCCCUCGCGAUCCAACUGGACCUUUCCAGCUCCGACUCGAUAAAAGCCGCAGCCAAAACUGUGGCCGACGAGAUGGUUUCAUAUUACACUGGUUACCGACCUGGAGAUGUCCCGGGUAAUCUUCCCGCUCCAUAUUACUGGUGGGAAGCUGGUGCAAUGUUUGGCGCGCUCAUUGACUACUGGUACUUCACGGGAGAUGAUUCAUACAAUGAGAUCACCACCCAAGCCAUGCUCCAUCAAGUUGGACCCGACAACGAUUUCAUGCCACCCAACCAGACAAAGACCGAAGGAAACGACGAUCAAGCUUUCUGGGGGAUGGCCGCUCUCUCUGCUGCAGAGAAUGUCUUCCCCAAUCCUCCGGAAACCCAGCCACAAUGGCUCGCUCUGGCUCAGGCUGUCUUCAACACGCAGGCGGCGCGUUGGGACACCACCUCUUGCGCAGGUGGGUUGAAGUGGCAGAUUUUCGCCUUCAACAACGGGUACAAUUACAAAAACACCAUCUCGAACGGAUGCUUUUUCAACAUGGGUGCUCGCUUGGCCGUCUACACCGGAAACCAGACCUAUGCCGACUGGGCGGAGCGGAUGUGGGAUUGGGUAACUGCCAUCGGUCUGCGGGACGCGCAAUACAACUUCUUUGACGGGAGCGAUGACACAAUCAACUGCACACAGCUCGACCAUAUCCAGUGGACGUACAACGCUGGCACAUUUCUCGUCGGAGCUGCCAACAUGUACAAUUUCACGGGAGGUAAUCAAGUUUGGGAAGACAGAAUCAAUGGUAUCAUCGCUAGGCUCAGUGUCUUUCUGCAGAACAAUAUUCUGAAAGAGGUUGCCUGUGAAGGUGUCAACCCUGAUGGUUCCGACACCUGCAAUGUCGAUCAACGCUCGUUCAAGGCUUAUCUCGCUCGAUGGAUGGCAGCAACGAUGGUCAGAGCACCCUUCACUUACCCACUCUUGAAACCCAUCUUGGAAACGUCGGCGGCAGCGGCAGCUUCAGUCUGCACAGGAGGCGUCAAUGGCACUUCAUGUGGAUUGAAAUGGUGGGCGGGCCAUUUUGAUGGCAGUACUGGAGUCGGUGAACAAAUGUCGGCUUUAGAGGUCAUCCAAUCCAACUUGGUCACCCAAGUCGCUGGUCCCGUUACUCAGGGCUCCGGAGGAACAAGCAAGGGAGAUCCCAAUGCUGGCACAUCAAGCCCAAUUGGUCCCCAGGACCUGAACAAAGAAAAAGUUACCACGGCAGAUAAAGCUGGAGCGGCGAUCUUGACUGUUUUGCUGGUCUUCUUCAUUGUGGGAGGCGCAUGGUGGAUGGUUCUCUAG
Molecule: messenger RNA, 1380 nt
Organism: Cladophialophora psammophila CBS 110553
Lineage: Eukaryota; Fungi; Ascomycota; Eurotiomycetes; Chaetothyriales; Herpotrichiellaceae
Product: mannan endo-1,6-alpha-mannosidase
Exons: 2
Coding region: 1-1380 (459 amino acids)
Biological process (GO): carbohydrate catabolic process; fungal-type cell wall biogenesis
Molecular function (GO): mannan endo-1,6-alpha-mannosidase activity
Source: RefSeq, a predicted model, not a curated record